ACAUAAAUCGCAUUGGCAAAAUUGUAAAAAAGGAUCCAUAAGUUUUUGACAUCCAGAUUUGGACGUGUAGAACUGAAGCAGAAAAAUAUGAAAUAUGCCCCCCUUCGCAUCUGCCUAAUCAAUUCUCUUCCCCUUUCCCCGGCGGUGACGACUGCAGGCUGCCGAUCCAGUCGACGCCGCUCCCCUUCUUCCUCCCAGUUCACCGGCCUCAAGCCAUCUCCCUUCACUAGGCGCAGAGGAUGGAUUGGCAGGGGCAGAAGCGCGCGGAGAUGCUGAUGCAGGUGCUGUUGGUGGCGUCGGCCGUGGCGGCGUUCCUGGCCGGGUACGUGCUGGCGGACUUCCAGCUCAUGCUGCUCGUCUACGCCGGCGGGGUCGUUCUCACGGCGCUCGUCACCGUCCCCAACUGGCCGUUCUUCAACCGCAACCCCCUCAAGUGGCUCGACGCCUCCGAUGCCGAGCGCCACCCGCGCCCGCAGGUCAGCGCCGGCGCGGCCGCGGGGGCGGCAGGGGGUAAGAAGAAGUCUGGGAAGAACAAGUAGUUGGUCUUUCAGAGGAAUGUGUGUGCUUGAUUGAUAUAACUCAGCUUGUUUCGAUACUAUUCUCAGUACUAUUGAUUAUGAAAUAUUGAGAUAUUAGACAAUUUCGGUA
Messenger RNA from Phragmites australis (common reed), 648 nucleotides. Its product is annotated as signal peptidase complex subunit 1-like. Gene Ontology annotation, cellular component: endoplasmic reticulum membrane; signal peptidase complex. NCBI's taxonomy places the organism in Eukaryota, Viridiplantae, Streptophyta, Magnoliopsida, Poales, Poaceae. The record is from RefSeq and is a predicted model, not a curated record. Bases 240 to 539 code for a protein of 99 amino acids. Gene Ontology annotation, biological process: protein targeting to ER. The transcript has 2 exons.